AUUCAAGAACCAAGGUACUUCAUCGCCUUGAGAGUACAGUAGAACAGAGUACUUUCUCGCGUUCCAGGAUCUGCUAAAUUCUGCAGCUGCUGCUCCCAAGAUCUGAAAACAGAUCAGAAGCUGCUAAAUUCUGAAGUCGUCUGGGUCGCGAGCUGCCAGCUCCAAAGAGCUCGUUACCAGGUACUUUAUCCGGCAUCGCAUAUCUAUCGAGCAAAUUUCUGGCACGGUCACUUCGUCUCCCGCCAGUGCCACUCGCUGGACUCAUCGUGCUCUCGCGCGUAACGUAUCGAGGCACGCACCACUGCUUUCGCGACGACGUCGCGAGAAAUUUGCAAUCGCCGCUACUGUCGCGAUCCCGAUCUCGCCGAUCGCAUACGCCUCGUCCUGGCUUCGCCGUUCCCUCCUCCGCCGCCUGUUAUCCGUCGUUGAGCGCCGUUUCCAGUCUUGCGGAGGAGCCUCUCUGGCGCGAGGAUUGACUGGAAACGUUGCCUUUCUGGCGGAGGAGCCUUUCAGGCAGGCACCACCGCCUCUCCUCCCCGUUUCCAGCCCAUCUUCCCGCGUGCGCCGAUGGACGAGUCAUCGUCGUCCGCUGCGGCCUCCUAUUCAACACCCGAACUAGCCCAAACGGCCGCAACGGCAGCGGCAACGGCAGCAGCAACGGCGGCGGAAACGGCGGCGUUUGUUCGACCAGUGGCGUGGGUGCUCUUCUCGUGCGUGCUCGCGCUGUUCAUGGCCGUGCGAGGGUACCGAAAGCGAUCGCUCUCCGCGUCCGGCGCCGCUGCCGCCUUCGUCGUCGGAUCGCUCACCAUGACCGCUGGGCCGAGGUUCGGCGUGACGCUGAUUGCGUUCUUCCUGUCUUCGUCAUCGCUCACUCGGCUCGGCGCGCAGCACAAGAGGCGCGUGGAGGACCGGUUCAAAGAGGGCGGACAACGCGACGGGUGGCAGGUGCUGAGCAACAGCAUCGCCGCCACCACGGUGGCUCUGCUCUUCCUGCUGCUCGUCUCUCCAGUGAGCCACGCAGUCUUGAACCGUUUUGGAUGGACUGCCAGCAGCAGCAGCAGCAGCGGAGGCAUUAGCAGCAACAGUAGCAGUAGCAGCGGUUUCAUUAACAGCAGCGGUUUCAUUAACAGCAGCGGCAGUAGCAGCAGUAUCACCAUCCCUCGAGGACACUGGCCCAAGUGGUGGAUAGGGGGAGAGGGCGCAGGAGAGCAAGGGACGUCAAGUGGGUGGUCAAGUGAAGGGGUCGGAGGGUCGGCCAGUCGUGGAGAGUGGCGGUGGGGAUGGGGAUGGCAGGAUAGGUGUUGGGCGAGCGGGGGAGGGGAGCAGCAGCGGUGGGAGCGCAUGCUCCUAGCUGCGUUCCUAGCGCACUAUGCUGCAUGUGCAGGGGACACGUGGUCGUCUGAGAUUGGUGUGCUCAGUAAGGAGCCCCCCCGCCUCAUCACCACUCUGCAGCGAGUGCCAAGGGGCACCAACGGGGGCGUAUCUCUCAUGGGCCUGGGAGCAGCCGCAGCCGGGGGGGCGUUCAUGGGAGCUGUGUUCCUCUCCACGGGUCUCCUCACAACUACUCUAUGCUCCUCCAACCUCGCCUCUCCUCCUCUGUCUCCUCCUGCGAUCACUGGUGUCCCUUCCUUUCUCCGCAUUGAAUUGGGGGCUGGUGGUGCUACCGUCAACUCCUCCUGCAAUCCCCUGGAUGCAUUAGAAAAGGCCCCUGGUGCUGCUGCCGCCACUGUUGCUGCCACUGUCGCUGCCACCGCUACAGGUGGUGCUGGUGUGGACCAAUCCCUUGCCUCGCCUGCUGCUUGUUCCAUUCUGGGUGAAGGCGCUUCCAUAAGACAAGAGCAGACCGAGGAGCCAGAAGAGAGUGCGAGACAAGAAGAGAUCAAGAGACACGAGAGCGAAGAGGAGCGGGGGGGGGUAAGGGAUCGGCAGCAGCAGCGGCAGCUGGUGUGGCUGCAGGUGCUGGCUGUACCGCUGGGGCUGGCAGCAGGGCUGCUAGGGUCUCUGCUUGAUUCCCUGCUGGGUGCAACGCUGCAGUACAGUGGAUUCUGCCAGUUGAGAAAGAAGGUGGUGGCGGCGCCAGGUCCAUCAGUGAAGCACAUAUCGGGCCUCAGAUGGCUUUCAAACGACGCAGUCAACUGCAUAUCGGCCCUUAUCAUGGCACUCGUCGCCGCCGCUGCCAUGUCUGCCCUAUAGCAGAGGGUAUGGGGCGUGUCCCAAGCGUACGUCCAAUUCCGUUUGGGUGAGAUGCGCUUGCGUUUCGAGUCAUUUGGAUCAACUAUCAAUCUGAACGGUUGGGUAGGGUAUUCAGCGGAAUUGUAUGCUUCGGACACGCCCCAAGAGUUGCUCUUUUCACAGGCGGUGGUGAGGUGGCGGCAUGGCGGCACUGCAUUGCACUACCGGGCCCACCACAUUUGAAGCACAUAUGGUAAUGUAUCAGGCCUCUGAUCGGAUGGAUCGUCAGCUAGGUAGUUGGUGGGCUGAGAAAAGCCCUUAGGAUCUUUCCAGAGACUAAGUCCCAGUUGAAGAAUGAGACUUGAGUAGUGCAGCGGAAGUUGAGGCAGUUGAACCCUUGUACUAGUAUAUGAGAACAACUCUCAUACCAUGUUGGACUGAGAAAAGCCCUUAGGAUCUUUCCAGAGACUAAGUCCCAGUUGAAGAAUGAGACUUGAGUAGUGCAGCGGAAGUUGAGGCAGUUGAACCCUUGUACUAGUAUAUGAGAACAAGUGAUUGAUUAAAGAAACAAGCAUACA
Molecule: messenger RNA, 2750 nt
Organism: Closterium sp. NIES-67
Lineage: Eukaryota; Viridiplantae; Streptophyta; Zygnematophyceae; Desmidiales; Closteriaceae
Source: the annotation of a GenBank genome assembly